AUGUUUCACUUUCUCCUUCUUUCGGUCUCGUCUUUCCCUCUCUCGUCAUUCCUUAUUUUGUUGUCUUAUCCCGUUACAUUUUAUUGGUCUUUCUUUCUUUCUUUCCGGUGUUCAUGUCUAUCUGUCUAUUUCAAUGUGUUCAUAUCUAUCUAUCUAUCUAUCUAUCUAUCUAUCUAUCUAUCUCAAUAUGUUCAUAUCUAUCUAUCUAUCUAUCUAUCUAUCUAUCUAUCUAUCUAUCUCAAUAUGUUCAUAUCUAUCUAUCUAUCUAUCUAUCUCAAUAUGUUCAUAUCUAUCUAUCUAUCUAUCUAUCUAUCUCAAUAUGUUCAUGUCUAUCUAUCUAUCUAUCUAUCUCAAUAUGUUCAUAUCUAUCUAUCUAUCUAUCUAUCUAUCUAUCUCAAUAUGUUCAUAUCUAUCUAUCUAUCUAUCUAUCUAUCUAUCUAUCUAUCUCAAUAUGUAUCUAUCUAUCUAUCUAUCUAUCUAUCUAUCUAUCUAUCUAUCUAUCUCAAUAUGUUCAUAUCUAUCUAUCUAUCUAUCUAUCUAUCUCAAUUUGUUCAUAUCUAUCUCUCAAAUCCAACUUUCUCUAUCACCUUUUCUUCCCUCCUCACUCUCUUGUUCGCUUUCUCUCGUUCUUUCUUCUAUUCCCCUUACAAAAUCAUCAUCUUUUCAAUUUCUCCCCUCUGUGUUUCUAUCGUACUCCCUCUCUCCAUCUCUCUCUCUCUCUCUCUCUCUCUCUCUCUCUCUCUCGUUCUUUAUGCAUCUCCUUUUCAAUUUCUUCUCCUUCUCUCUCUUGCCCUUUCUUUCUUACUUUUAUUCUCUCUCUCUUUCAUUUUUUGUUCCACUUCCUUUACAAAUUCAUCUUCGUUUCAAUUUCCCCCUCUCUUUCUUUUAUUCUUUCUCUAUUUCUCUUAUUCUCUCCCCCUUCCUCUCUCAUUCUUUGUUGCAUUUCCUUCACAGAUUCAUCUUCUUUUUAAUUUCUUCUCCGUCUAUAUCUUACUCUUAUUCUCUCUCUCGCUCUCUCUCAUUUUUGUUCCAUAUCUUUUACAAAUUCAUCUUCGUUUGAAUUUCUUCCCCUUCUCUCUCCUACUCUUUCUCUCUUACUCUAAUUCUCUCUCUCUCUCAUUCUUCGUUUCAUUUCCUUUAUUCAAAUUCAUGUUCUUUUCAAUUUCCCCCCUCUCUCUUUUAUUCUGCCUCUCUUACUCUUAUUCUCCCCCUCUCUUAUUCUUUGUUCAAUUUCCUUUACAAAUUCAUUUUCUUUUCAAUUUCUUCCCCCUCUUUUAUUCUUUCUUUCUUACCCUUAUUUUCUCUCUCUUAUUUUAUAUUCCAUUUCCUUUACAAAUUUAUCUUCUUUUCAGUUUCUUUCCUCCCCCUCUCUCUCUUCUUCUUUCUCUCCCUCUUAUUCUUUCUCUCAUACUCUUAUUCUCUCUCUCUCUCUUAUUCUUUCUUCCAUUUCCUUUACAAAUUCAUCUUCUUUUUAAUUUCUUCCACCUCUCUCUCUCUUAUUUCUGUCUUACUCUUAUUCUCUCUACCUCUUUUUCAUUCUUUGUUCCAUUUCCUUUACAAAUUCAUCUUCUUUUCAAUUUCUUCCUCUUCUCUCAUCAUUUUCACUUAUCUUUAUAUGACUUUUGA
Molecule: messenger RNA, 1626 nt
Organism: Acanthosepion pharaonis
Lineage: Eukaryota; Metazoa; Mollusca; Cephalopoda; Sepiida; Sepiidae
Source: the annotation of a GenBank genome assembly